This is a messenger RNA of Arachis stenosperma, 366 nucleotides long. RefSeq names its product putative F-box protein At1g50870. Gene Ontology annotation, molecular function: protein binding. The transcript has a single exon. NCBI's taxonomy places the organism in Eukaryota, Viridiplantae, Streptophyta, Magnoliopsida, Fabales, Fabaceae. The record is from RefSeq and is a predicted model, not a curated record. The coding region runs from base 1 to 366 and encodes 121 amino acids.
AUGGAGAGUCCAUGUGACACUGUGAUACGAGACAUGGAUCUCUUAACGGAGAUCCUUCUCCGAUUGCCAGUGAAACAAGCGAUUCAAUGCAAGUGCGUGUGCAAGAAAUGGCUGUCAAUCAUCUCCAACCCCAAAUUCUGUUAUUCACACACUUGUCGUUUAUAUUCCAAGUACAAUAACAACCCUCCACCCACUGCUCUGUUGGUUCAAAAUGUCUCAGACACAAAGCUUCGUAGAGCUUCUUUUGUCCCCUUAAACACCAAUAAUGAAAGUAACAAAACCUUCCACCCUGAUCUUGAUGGAUCCAACUUAUUGCCUUCCAUUAUGCACUCUUGCAAUGGUCUAUUACUAUGGAAUGUUCAUUAA